AUGUCUCACGACGAUGUCCUUUCGGAGCGGCCUAUCACCAAAGUCCAGCUGGAUCCACCAACUCUCACUGCGCUGCUGCCCGCAAUCCGUGCCGGAUUCUCAUCCAACUUCAAGAACAGUAUCAUUGAGAUCACCCAAAGCCCGGACCUCCGUCAGCCUCCUUACUAUCUUGCGACACCGGGUCUGUCCGGUCAUCCACGCAUCGCAGAUGUUGGCGGACAGUUAUUUCUCGCUCCAGGACCGGAUUUCUCAAAGAAAUAUGAUCUCCUGUCUGUUGCACGUCAGAUGGAAAUGUCGACCGAAUGUGGACAGCUGAUCGGUGCCGCUGCCGGACCAUUUUACUCUCUUCAGAUCAACACAGAGCUAGCACCCAACAUCCACUGGAAACUGGAUAGGGAUCAGGCAACAGAUGUCCUUUACAAUGAGACGCAUUAUACCAAAAUCAUUGCAUCGGAGCCAGGCUACCGGUGCUCCAAGAUCGAUCAUGAGACCACCGGCUUCGGGCUCAUGGGCAAUCUUUAUGGCUCGGAUGGUCUCCCCGGCGACCUGCUGCACAUUGUCGCCAAGUCACGCAGUGGACCAUUGAACUUCGCAGCAACAAUUCAGGACGCUUUAGCCAAGUAUUUUGGGGACAAGUUGAUCUCCCUAGGCGGAGUGUUCGUUGUCACGCACGGAAAGAUAAAAGUACAUGUAAUGCCUGACUUUCCCGAGAGGAAGUUCGAGCGAAGAGCAGAUGUCGGGCCUUGGUUGAGGUAUUUCAAUCUGGAGGCACCGCUUGUGUGUUUGAGUGUGUUGCAUUCGGGCAAUGAUCGGGGCUUGAGUUUGAGAAUGGAACAUACUCAUUGUUUCUCUAUCAAUGAAGACGGUCACGCUGUGAGUGGUGGACAUUAUCAUUAUGACCUGGAUGAUACAAAGGACGAGGUUGAGUAUGAGGGCUGGUUCAAUAUUGCAACUGUUCUAUACAGGAUCGAUCAGCCCCCAAAGUAG
This is a messenger RNA of Rhinocladiella mackenziei CBS 650.93, 987 nucleotides long. RefSeq lists its product as uncharacterized. The transcript has a single exon. Gene Ontology annotation, cellular component: nucleus. The record is from RefSeq and is a predicted model, not a curated record. Lineage: Eukaryota; Fungi; Ascomycota; Eurotiomycetes; Chaetothyriales; Herpotrichiellaceae. The coding region runs from base 1 to 987 and encodes 328 amino acids. Gene Ontology annotation, molecular function: hydrolase activity, acting on ester bonds; zinc ion binding.